AUGUCAGAGCUCAUUCCAAGCACCACACCCAUUCGAGCUUUUGAAGAUCACGAGGACGCCGUAAGGGCAGUCGCAGUGUUCCCUGAUAAACGACGAAUGAUUACGGGUUCGGACGACAAUACACUUCGUCUUUGGGACUUGGAGACAGGCGUUGUGUUGAAGAAGAUGGAAGGGCAUGGCAGUGCGGUGUGGACAUUGACGAGAUCGCGGAAUGGUAAAAUAGUAGCAAGCACUGAUUGGAAGGGAGAGGUCAUCGCCUGGCACGGUGAAACUGGCGAAUCCAUCACAGACACAAGGGAAUGCGUCGCGUAUUGCACAGGCCACACAACAAUAUGGAGGACUCGGAUGUCACUUGCGUGGACGCCCGAUGGCAAACAUCUUCUUUCAGGAGGAGGUGAUUACAUAUUGGAGUGGGACACAUCAACCUGGCAGCAGAUUGGUCAUCGCUGGGAAGGCCACACUAACACCAUUAACGCCAUUGCCAUUCAUCCCGCUGGCACCCUCGUCGCUUCUGCAUCUCGUGACAAGCAUGUCCAUCUCUGGCGGCUCUCAGAUCGGCGAACCAUCGCCGUCUUCCAGCAUUCAUCCUACGCGGAAGGUAUCACGUUCUCUGUGGACGGCAACCACAUCCUCAGCGGAGGUCAUGAUAACAAGAUCUCAGAAUGGGCAAUCCUUGACAUCACAACAGCCCGCGAUGCAUGUCUAACUGGGGAUUUGUCUCUCGCUGAAGAGCUCCUCACCCAAGAGAUCCACGCCAACGCCGACGACUUUACUUCAUAUGCCAAUCGUUCCUUCGUCAUGGCCCGCAAGCACAACUGGGACAACGCCCUUGAGGAUGCAAUCAAGGUAUUCCAGGCCAUCGCACUCUUCAACGCAGAUCAACACGAGGAAGCAAUGCUGCUCAUAAAAUACCUGGAUGCCGCUUGUCCGAAUGUCGACCCUCUCGCGCGUCGUGUUGUGGAAACAUAUCUACGUGUUCAACUCGGAAUCGAAGCUUUCGAUAGCGCGCGUCACGACGAAGCUGCUGAUCACUUCACUGCCGCUGUUAACUCAGAAGCUUUCUCAUCGAAAUACCUUCAUGUUCCAUACCAGGACUUGACCGUGCUGUUCGGCUGGGAUCUUAAGUACUUGUUGCUUACGACACACCAGCGACGGCGCCAGACUUUCCUUUCGGCAGGUAAACACGAUGAAGCACUCAAAGCACAUAAAUACAUGAUGGACGCCAUCGACGAGAUUGCGAAAGCCAGCUGCCUCGAUUGGUCCAAUGGCGAGUUUCACGUGCUCUGCGCUGCCAACGGAAAUGCCGCCCUCGCUGCCAGCGAUUAUGACAGAGCUAUUGACAUAUACUCGGCGGUAAUCGACUCAAACUCUGCAUCUCACGUUGUCUUUGCAAAUCGUAGCAAAGCAAAGUUGGGCAAAAUGCUAUGGAUGGACGCGCUUCUCGAUGCGCAGAAGGUAAUCGAACUCGACUCUUUGUCUUAUCUUGGAUACAAUGUGAAGCGCGCAGCGCUUCAUGGUGCGGAGCGCUAUGAUGAAGCGAUUGAGACCUUCCAAACGACGCUCUCGAUAUUGGACAAUGCACCUGAUGUUCAGACACGAAAGUUGCACCAGCAGUAUCUCAGACCUUCCGAAGUAGAACGUGCCAUUCGACGGGUCAUCGAUGCCCAACUCGACGAUGCUCCGCUGCGUUCACUCGACACCACCGCCGGCCUCUUAUGUGAUCGAGAGACACAGAUAAACACCUUCAAAAUGAGCACGCAGUAUAAGGCGCUUGUGUCAUCAACAAUCACGCAUGCAGACUUGCACAUCGAGCACAUCGAAGAAGUGGUGAAGAGAUAUUUGCAAUAUGCCAUGCUGUCACACAGGUGGGAAGGGAAGGAGCCGCUGCUGCAGGAUAUCCAGGGCAAGUCCGUGUACGACUCGGAGUUGGAUUCGAUUGGCGGCAUUACGAAGCUGCGGUCGUUCUGCAAAACUGCUCGCGAUGCGGGGUAUAACUGGGCAUGGAGCGAUACGUGCUGCAUUGACAAGAGCAACGACGUCGAAGUCCAAGAAUCGGUCAACUCCACGUUCGUAUGGUAUCAUCAUUCCGCGCUCACGAUUGUCUACCUCUCUGAUGUUCCGCCUUCGUCAAAGUCUGACGCACUGGCAACAAGCGCUUGGAACACGCGCGGAUGGACGGUUCAGGAAUUCAUCGCUCCCAAAGUCGUUCUCUUUUAUCAGAACAAUUGGACUCUAUAUCGUAAUGAUCGUACUCCCAACCACAAGGAUUCCGUCGCAAUCAUGCAGGAGAUAAAGGGCGCAACGGGAAUAGACCGACCAGCCGUUGCAGCCUUUCGUCCUAGUAUGAAUAGCUCUCGAGAAAAACUGCAUUGGGCUUCGACCCGCGUCACCACACGCCAGGAAGACAUCGCAUACUCUUUAUUUGGCAUCUUUGGCGUCCGUCUACCUGUAGAUUAUGGCGAGAAGCAGGACAAGGCUCUCGGGCGGCUCCUGCAGGAGAUCGUGGCUCGGUCGGGCGACAUCAGUAGUCUGGAUUGGGUCGGAGAAUCAUCAGACUUCAACAGCUGUCUACCAGCCUCCAUCACUUCAUACAAAGCUCCGCCAUGCGAGCUACCACCCUUACCCGAAGAUGACCUUCAGUCAUCGGUUUCUUUGUUACGACAAACGGGGGUUGCCGAUUUCGCUUCAAACUUUUAUACUCGGCUUCAGAACGCGAGCGCCCCUCGCUUCGCGGCACAAAGACUGCAUCUACCCUGUAUUGCAUUCAAUGUCACGGAAGUUAGACGCCGGAUGGGCAGUCCAACUCCGGAAAGUCAUCUCACGUAUGAGGUGAAGGCAGACGGACUUCACGACUUGCUUAUCACCACCGGAGAGACCCUGGUUAAAUUCUGGCCGGCAAGGCCCAUCGAGCAACGAUUUUUCCUCGUCCGUCCCUGGGAUCGGUCUCUUCUGGAGCUACCUGACUUCACAGAAUUUCCAGAACCGUCUGACUAUGGAGAUGAUACGGAGGGCGAGGAGGAUUAUGGGACGCCGCCUUCUUCUCCGUCGGACGACUGGUCUAGCGGUUCUCCUGUAAAACAGGGGAUAUCUGACUUAGAAUCACGAGCAUUGCGGUUGCUUGUUCGCCUUGGACAGCCUUUCGGCGCAUUUUUGCUAGCGCAGCAGCGCAGUGGAGAAUACAAGAGGAUUGCGACAGAUCAUGAUAUCAUUGGGCAAGUCCAGGACGUGGUCUCUGUUGGAGACUUGAUGGACAUCAGGACCAUAGAAAUAUUGUAGUCGUA
Messenger RNA from Suillus plorans, 3281 nucleotides. RefSeq lists its product as uncharacterized. The transcript is spliced from 8 exons. Gene Ontology annotation, molecular function: protein binding. Bases 1 to 3276 code for a protein of 1091 amino acids. Lineage: Eukaryota; Fungi; Basidiomycota; Agaricomycetes; Boletales; Suillaceae. The record is from RefSeq and is a predicted model, not a curated record.